AUGGAUCUUGGGAAGGCAAAGCUGCUUAGAACAGGACUCAACACUCUACACCAAGCCAUUCACCCUGUGCACGGGAUUGCUUGGACAGACGGCAAACAGGUCUGCCUAACGUCCCUCUACUUCAUUAACGGAGAGGUGAAGUUUGGAGACACCAACGUGAUUGGUCAGUUUGAGCAUGUUUUCGGACUCUUCUGGGGCCCGCUGUGCUGCUCUGACUCUCCUGCGCUGCUGGCUGUCCAGCACAAGAAGCAUGUUACCGUGUGGCAACUGCAGCUCAGUGCCCUUGAGCAGAACAAGCUGCUGUGCACGCAGACCUGUGAGAUGAGUGAGCCUUUUCCGUUGCUUUCUCAAGGCUGCGUCUGGCAUCCCAAACUGGACAUUCUUGCAUUGCUGACAAAGAGGGACACAUCCGUGCUGUUUUCUGUAAGAGUGGACAACAGGAGGAUCAAAGCAGACAUCAAAGGUAGUGGACUCAUUCAUUGUGCUUGUUGGACUAAGGAUGGCACACGCCUGGUGGUGGCUAUAGGCAGUGCUCUUCAUUCUUACAUUUGGAAUGACAUCCAGAAGAGUUUAGUGGCCUGUUCCUUUUGCCCCAUCUUUGACGUGGGGGGCUACAUUUGUGCCAUUGAAGCCACAGGGGAGGCCCAAGUAGCCGUGGCUACAGAGCUGCCGCUUGAUAAACUGUGUGGGUUAAACGCUGGCAUGACUUUUGACGUGCCAACGGAAACAGAGUCCCCACAGGUGGUCAUGUCAGGUGACGAUAACGUUCUGGAUUCAAGGAGGAGAUCGUUUGAAUCCGAGAGAUCCUACGUCCCCACCUCAGGUCCCCUUGAUCUUACCCACCUCCUGGCCAAGCACCGUCGCUCGGACCCCAGCCCUCUUAUCCACUUGCGUCGUCGAGAUACCAUGACAGGCUCUGGCCAGGACUGUUCGCACCUCGUUUUGGUUACUUACGAGCGAAAGGUCACCACAACUCGCAAAGUCAGCAUCCCGGGGAUUUUGGUCCCGGACAUAGUUGCUUUUGAUCCUCGUGCCUCCACACUCGCAGUGGCUUCUAACACCUGUAACAUGGUGCUUGUGUACAGCAUCACCGUCUCUGCAAUGCCCAACAUCCAGCAGAUCUCUCUGCAGCAGAACGACCGGCCCAAAGGGGUCUGCUUCCUCAGUGACAAGGUGCUGCUGGUGAUGGUGGGCAGACAGAAGUCUAACGACCCUGCCUUCCUCCCAUCGUCCAACACUGAUAAAUAUCUUCUUCGCCUCAUUGCCAAGGAGUUGAUAUACGACAAAGGGACAGCUAUCACACCAUCCCCCUCCACUACCAGCCAUGAAGCUUCUUCUAAUUUCAGUGCAAGGAUUAGGAGGCACUCAGAGCACCUGUCAAAGGAUGACAAGGAGCAUCCAGGGAUAAAAGACUUGGUUCUGCCUGGAAGGGGGGUAGUUUGUUCACCAGGGAACAGGCGCCGGCUAGUCGAGGAGGUCAAGAGUGCCGAACCCAGCCCCGUCACUGGCUCUGCAGACUCAACGGAGCGACCCACCUCCAGCACCUCCUCCAUCACCGUGGAAAAUUUCGACAUGGACCACAUCAAUCGAAUGACCAGCCUGGCGGUAGCCGGCCAGGCCAGCAGAGACUCGAGUCGGGCGAGUUCUCCUCGCUUCGAGUCGUUGGAGAAAAACCACGUGGAGGCAACUCCGCCUCCGUCUGAGAAGAUGUCCAGCCUGGCCAAGGAGCGGGGUCUGGAGCAUCUUGUUCACAACAUGGAAAGGCUUUUUACACGCUUUGCAGACGUGCAGCAGUGCCUGGCAGAAAUCAGAGACUAUACGCAGAACGGCAGAAAGGUCCCGAGUGUCUAUCCGAACGCAAGUGAUCCUCCAUAUGUCAACGUCACGUGCCAGAAGCAGCUGUCGGAGAAUGUGUUCAUUGAUGAGCGGAGGCCAGUGCUACUCUGCGACGGGAAGUUGUGUUUGCGUGUCCUCCAGGAUCUCUUCAACCUGACCGUUGUGGAGAUGAUGUAUGGACCAUUGUGGAUUGUACUUGCGGCAGAUGCGGAGGGCUUUGUGCCUCUGACGUUUAAGCCCAAAGAGGAACUUAUUGUACGGAACGGGAAGAAGAAAUCUACGUUGCGGACUCCUGGGAGUCCAGACAGCUCCUGCCCUUCCAGUUCAUCUCCAGCCACAGCUGCAGAGGCCUCUACAUCCUGACACACACAUGCGUGUAUGGACCAAUUGAGAUUUUUUUUUACUCUGAUAACUUAUAGGACAAAAG
Molecule: messenger RNA, 2263 nt
Organism: Nematolebias whitei (Rio pearlfish)
Lineage: Eukaryota; Metazoa; Chordata; Actinopteri; Cyprinodontiformes; Rivulidae
Product: WD repeat and coiled coil containing
Exons: 3
Coding region: 1-2199 (732 amino acids)
Molecular function (GO): kinase binding
Source: RefSeq, a predicted model, not a curated record